This is a messenger RNA of Brassica oleracea var. oleracea, 378 nucleotides long. RefSeq lists its product as uncharacterized. Bases 1 to 378 code for a protein of 125 amino acids. The record is from RefSeq and is a predicted model, not a curated record. The transcript has a single exon. Gene Ontology annotation, cellular component: membrane. Lineage: Eukaryota; Viridiplantae; Streptophyta; Magnoliopsida; Brassicales; Brassicaceae.
AUGGAGGAAGACUACAUUAGAGUUAUUAACAUAACAGUGUUUGGAGUAAUCUCAUGGGGUCUGAUUUUCAUCCUCCUCUGUAGAAUUUUCUCAAACUACUCAUUCGAUUUCAGCACUCGUAUUGUCUCAGCUCUUCACGCCACAGUCGCUGUCAUUUUAGCAACUCUUACGAUUCAAGAUUGGUCUUGUCCAGUUUGUCCAACUGCUUCCACGUCAACUAUCCAGCAGAUGGAAACGAUGGCGUUUUCAUUGUCUUACAUGAUCUACGAUCUCAUUUGUAGUCACUUUGGUCAAGUCCUAAGCAUUGAUAAUGCGGUUCAUCAUUCUAUCUGCAUGCUUGGUUUCGUAGCUGGACUUUGCUAUUGGGUUUCUGGCUAG